UGUCAGCUCGUGCACACUGCUUUGGAUGACUGUGCACAGCACAGCCAUGCAAAGCAGUGUGCUUACAGUGAAGCACAGGGACACAGACACAACACACAGUUAAAACUUUGAUUGCUCCACAUGUUAACCCCUUUCUGCCCAGUGUCAUUAGUACAGUGUCAGUGCUUUUUAUUAGCACUGAUCACUGUAUUGGUGUAUUUUUGGAUGUCAGUGACACCAUGUCAGUUCCCCCCAGUGUCAGAAUGCCCGCCACAGUCCUGCAGUCCCGCUAUGAGUCGCUGAUCGCCACCAUUACUAGUGAAAAAAAAAAUUCCAGUAUAUAUGCCGCUAUUUGUAGAUGCUAUAACUUUCACGUAAACCAAUUAAAUUA
This is a messenger RNA of Staurois parvus, 370 nucleotides long. The record is from the annotation of a GenBank genome assembly. Lineage: Eukaryota; Metazoa; Chordata; Amphibia; Anura; Ranidae.